Macrosiphum euphorbiae (potato aphid) is the source of this 405-nucleotide messenger RNA. The record is from the annotation of a GenBank genome assembly. NCBI's taxonomy places the organism in Eukaryota, Metazoa, Arthropoda, Insecta, Hemiptera, Aphididae.
AUGAUUUCAACACGGAUUUUUAUAUCAGCGAUUGUGUUAUCUGUAGUUCAAUACAUCACAUGUUUGGACAAAAGUGGCACAACUGUUGGUGCUACCAAACCUAAUAAGGACGCUUAUAUUGGCAUCAAUAAAUCAGAAUCUCCAUCGUACAUCACUUCUUUGGACAAAACUGGCACAACUGUUGGUGCUUCCACUUCUACCAAACCGGAUAAGGACGCGUAUAUUGGCAUCAAUAAAUCAGAAUCUCCAUCGGAAGAAGAGGCAAUGAUGACAGAAGAGAUUCCAGAAAAAAAGUCAAUGACUUCCCGUUUCUGUAAUUUAAUCACAAAGCCCGUUAGUAUAUUUUGGGGGCCUAUACAAGGGGCAUUGUCGAGUUCACUGAAAACCGCCGUGAAAUUAUUUUAA